Momordica charantia (bitter melon) is the source of this 1430-nucleotide messenger RNA. RefSeq names its product DHHC-type zinc finger family protein. The record is from RefSeq and is a predicted model, not a curated record. Gene Ontology annotation, biological process: peptidyl-L-cysteine S-palmitoylation; protein targeting to membrane. Lineage: Eukaryota; Viridiplantae; Streptophyta; Magnoliopsida; Cucurbitales; Cucurbitaceae. Gene Ontology annotation, molecular function: protein-cysteine S-palmitoyltransferase activity. Gene Ontology annotation, cellular component: Golgi apparatus; endoplasmic reticulum.
ACGAAACGAAUCCCGUCUGCGUCUAUAUACUUUCUCCGGCAGAUUCAGUACAACUCUUUACUUUCUAUCUAGAUGGUAAUUUGGGAGUAAACUAAACGGCGACGACAAAAUUAUUCCAAAAACUGCUCGCGAAAACGCCGAUGUUAUGUUAAUUUCUCCAUUUUUCAUGAUUUGAAGAUGAUCAUGGAUGUCUGCCGCCCGCGCGACUUCCUGGAUCGAAUAAUGGACCGAUACAUUCGCUUCUUUCCAUGUCUCUCCGAUCCCGCUAGGAGAUCUUCGUUGGGGUUAAAAGUUGCAUUGGUGAUGCUACAUCUGGUUUAUGCUGGAGUUCUCUUUGCAUUCGAUGGGAAUUUGAUAGAAGAAACCAAAAUUAAACCAUGGUACACAGCUUCGUAUUUGUUGCUUUUUGUCGCUACCCUUAUUCAAUACUUCAUAACGUCAUGUUCAUCUCCUGGCUAUGUCCUUGAUGCAAUGCGGGCUGCUAAUGAGAAAAAUAUUGCUUUUAAAAAGGCAUCCAAACAACCUGCUUCAAGCAAAAAUGCAAGCGUGGUGGUUACCAUAGACCGGAACCCUAUGGGAAAAAAUGUUCAGGGAGUUGACGUAACAUCAUGGACAAAGAUGGUGAUGGACAUGUACCCCCCUGGAACACCUGUUAGAAGUAUGACAUGCUCCUAUUGUAAUGUUGAGCAGCCUCCACGAACGAAGCAUUGCCAUGAUUGUGAUAGAUGUGUACUUCAGUUUGAUCAUCAUUGUGUUUGGCUUGGGACAUGUAUUGGCCAGGGCAAUCAUUGUCGAUUUUGGUGGUAUAUUUUUGAGGAGACAGCUUUAUGCUUGUGGACUGGUAUAUUGUACAUUUCAUACCUUAAGGCCAAUAUAGCGCGGGCAUGGUGGAAGGAUGCCAUUGUCGUUGUGCUGCUGAUUACUCUAUCAGUUGCCUUGAUUUUUCUACUACUCUUGCUCCUAUUUCAUAGCUAUCUCAUUCUUACGAACCAGACUACGUACGAACUCGUGAGGCGUAGGCGAAUCUUUUAUUUGAGGAGCGUUCCUGAAAGAGUUUACCCCUUCAGCAAAGGAGUCUGCCAUAACUUGUACGAAUUCUGCUGCGAUAGAAGCAACGUCUAUAACUUGGAGCCCUUGCCUUCGGCUCAAGUACUCGAAGAGAGAUCGAGACCGUACACGUGUUCGGACAUGGUGAGAUGUAGAUGCUGCUGCUGAGUUAUUACAGUGUACCAUUUGCUUUAACAUUCUUUCCAUGUUAUCACUUCACUAGGUUGUGGUGAAUGGUGAUGGUUAUUGUGGGGGAAGCUUCCAUUGAAAUUUUAGCUGCAGCAUAAUUAGGUUAGGUAAUCUUGUUUCUACUGGUGUAAAAUUGUUUGUGGUGGUGAUAAAAUAGAUGCUUUAUGAUUAUUCGUUUUCAUGUUUUUGCCCAA